AGACACAUAUGGUUGACCAAGACGGAGGAGAAAAGAUAGUGACAUACUGAGUGAUGAAACCACACCCGCCGGUGACACACCGAGUGACGAAUGGAAGAAUGGAUUUGAAUGAAUGUGCUCAUCAUCGUAUUCGUAUAUAUAAUCAUUCAGCUUCAGAGACAGACAUUAAUAUUGUAAUCAUUGACCAACCAAAAUGGCAACAACAACACAACAAAUUAUUCCUCAUGUCGCACUUGGAAACCAAGGCCUUCAGGUUUCAAAAUUGGGAUUUGGGUGUUUGGGACUCAGUGGUGGUUACAAUGAUCCACUUCCUGAACAAGAUGGUAUCUCUGUAAUUAACCAUGCAUUCAGUAAAGGCAUCACUUUUUUUGACACUGCUGAUGCUUAUGGAGCCAAUGGUGCUAAUGAAAUUUUACUUGGAAAGGCUUUAAGGCAAUUACCUAGAGAAAAGAUUCAGGUGGCUACAAAAUUUGGUGUAUCCAAAGGUCAAGGUUCUGGUUUCACUGGUUGGACCAUAAAGGGUUCGCCCGAUUAUGUUCGUUCGUGCUGUGAAGCUAGCUUGAAACGUCUUGGUGUUGAAUAUAUUGAUCUUUAUUAUCAGCACAGAGUGGAUACAUCUGUGCCUAUUGAGGAUACAGUAGGUGAACUUAAGAAACUAGUGGAAGAGGGGAAAGUGAAGUAUAUUGGGCUAUCUGAAGCCAGCCCAGAUACGAUAAGGAGAGCACAUGCUGUUCAUCCAAUCACAGCUGUACAAAUAGAGUGGUCUCUGUGGACUCGCGACAUUGAGGACGAGAUAGUUCCACUCUGCAGAGAGCUUGGUAUUGGAAUUGUAACAUAUAGUCCUCUUGGUCGUGGUUUCUUUGGUGGCAAAGGAGUUUUGGAAAAUGUGUCGGCAGCUAGUUCCCUGGCUUUUCAUCCCCGCUUCCAAGCUGAGAACUUGGACAAGAACAAAAAAUUAUUUGAACGAAUUGAAAGUCUUGCCAAGAAACACGAGUGCACUCCUGCUCAGUUAGCAUUAGCAUGGGUACUUCAACAAGGCCAGGAUGUUAUGCCUAUUCCUGGAACAACGAAGAUUAAGAAUCUGGAUCAAAACAUUGGCGCCUUAUCAGUGAAACUAUCAGAAGAGGAGGUGAAAGAAAUUUCUGCAGUGGUUCCCAUUGACGAUGUAGCAGGUGGUAGACACUUCAAUGGAUUGGAUCAAUCAUCCUGGAUAUGGAAGUUUGCUAACACACCUCCAAAAGUCUCAACCUGAAGUAUUAUAUUAUAAUGCCUGAAUAUGGAUUACAUUGUUAAAUAAGUCAUGUCUUGAUAAAACUGAAAUAUGGAUUGUAAUGUCUUGGUUAAAUAAUAAUCCAAUAAUUUCUCUA
This is a messenger RNA of Trifolium pratense (red clover), 1367 nucleotides long. RefSeq names its product probable aldo-keto reductase 1. The record is from RefSeq and is a predicted model, not a curated record. The transcript is spliced from 6 exons. NCBI's taxonomy places the organism in Eukaryota, Viridiplantae, Streptophyta, Magnoliopsida, Fabales, Fabaceae. The coding region runs from base 194 to 1252 and encodes 352 amino acids. Gene Ontology annotation, cellular component: cytoplasm.